GAUAUCAACUCUAAUAAUUGAUUAAAUGAUUUCAAUUAACUAUUAUGACUCUAAGCCGAGUCUAUUAUUGAGAUCAACAACAAUACUAUCGACAAAACAGAUGAAAUCAUUUGCAUUGGGAAUCAUACUGUUUGCUGGACUGACCUACAUGUUUGUCAUCAAUAUCUAUAUGACCACAAAUGAGAUGAUUGAAGCGACAAAACCCAUGAAGAAUGCUUAUCACAUACAAAGAAUAAAUUUGACGACAAAUCCAUACGAUAUCUCCAGUCUAAUGAAGGAUGACUUUAAGACACUUAUCGAUAUAAAAGACUUUAAAUUUCUAAUGAAUACUAAUCGAUGUUCUCUUGAAUUUCCUGAACUCAAUAAUAACGGAAAACUCGGUUCAGAUGAUGAAAUAUUUUUGGUUAUCUUUGUCCACUCGGCUCCCAAUCAUUUCGAUAAGCGUGAAGUCAUCCGUAAAACUUGGGGUAAUGAAGCAAACCUUAAGACCAUACGAAUGAGACUUGUAUUCCUCGUCGGUAUGGUUACCGAUAAUUCCGUCCAAAAGAAUCUAAUCAAAGAAUACGAACAAUACUCAGAUAUAGUUCAGGGAAACUUCAUCGAUAGCUACCGGAACUUGACGUACAAACACGUAAUGGGCCUUAAAUGGGUUGUCUAUCUCUGCCGGAAUGCCAAAUAUGUCUUCAAAACAGAUGAUGAUAUUUUUGUCGACAUCUUUCAAUUGAUCUAUUAUUUGAAGGGCACGUUUGGUAACUCAUAUCCGCCAAAGAAUCUGAUUAAUUGUUAUGUUAUUAACAAUCCGUAUCCAAAGCGAAGCCAAAGAAGCAAAUGGAGAGUCACUUUUAAGGAAUAUCCAGAAAAGUAUUAUCCGCCGUAUUGUUCCGGUUGGGGUAUCCUUAUGUCACCCGAUGUUGUGUUCAAACUGUACAUAUCUUCGCGACAAUUUUCCUACUUCUGGGUCGACGACGUCCAUAUAUCGGGAGUUUUAGCCCGACAUAUAGGCGUUACCCACACCGAUAUGUCAACCAAGUUGGCUAUCGGUGAUCGUGAAAUUGAACAGUGGCUGUCCAGCGAUAAGCUGUCAAUACCACCGCUGUUUGGACACCCGGACAGUGAUACACAAACUAUAUAUUCCCUGUGGAAUAAAACAAUUAAAUACUAUAGAUUUAGGUAUAAAUAUGUAAAUUAA
Messenger RNA from Oppia nitens, 1189 nucleotides. RefSeq names its product beta-1,3-galactosyltransferase 1-like. NCBI's taxonomy places the organism in Eukaryota, Metazoa, Arthropoda, Arachnida, Sarcoptiformes, Oppiidae. The record is from RefSeq and is a predicted model, not a curated record. Gene Ontology annotation, cellular component: membrane. Gene Ontology annotation, molecular function: hexosyltransferase activity. The transcript is spliced from 3 exons. Bases 26 to 1189 code for a protein of 387 amino acids.